AUGACUGAAACAUAUUCUGGUCUUGAAGAUCAACGAGAAUAUAGAACGGACUAUAUUCAUAGGCAACCGUUGGCAUGUAAGCCCAGUACUCUAAGCGAAGCUGUAAAAGUUGUAAAUUUUAUGAAGUCCCGUGCUACAAAUUCUCGUUUGUUCCGUGAACUUUGUGAAUACUUGGCAAGUCUUCACGUCUCUUUAUUACUUCAUACAGAAGUUAGUUGGCUUUCUCGUUGCAAAGUUUUGACCCGCUUGUUUGAAUUGAAGUCUGAAGUUCAGGCAUUUCUUCUUGACCAUCCAUUUCAUUUGUCCGUUUCUGUAUCCGACAUUCUGUGGAUCCAAACACUUGCAUACUUAGCCGAUAUUUUUUCUGAAUUAAAUGAACUAAGCAUGUCUUUACAAAGUCCAGGAAUCACCAUUUUCAAUGUUCAUGAUAGAACAGAAGCCAUGCUAAAGAAAGCCAACUUUUGGAAGCAAUGUCUGCAGAUGAAUGACAGCUUUUUAUCAGAGAAUAAAAUUCAACUUAACGAAGACAUUAAAAGAGAUAUUACUGAUCAUCUCAAACAGCUUCAGUCAACAUUCAAAAAGUAUUUUCCUAAUAAACCUGGAUCAAACAACUGA
Messenger RNA from Acanthoscelides obtectus, 615 nucleotides. The record is from the annotation of a GenBank genome assembly. NCBI's taxonomy places the organism in Eukaryota, Metazoa, Arthropoda, Insecta, Coleoptera, Chrysomelidae.